AUGGAUGUGGUUGUUCAAUUAUAUCGGAACAAUGGAUUCUCACGGCCAAACAUUGUGUUGGCGGGUAUCCGUGUAUGGUGGUCCAAUGUUGAGCAAAGCGAACUAAUGACCGAAUCAAUUGUCACACACCCGACAAUGGAUGCCGCACUUGGCAAACUCAACGCGACUUUUGAUUUCACUGGACGUUAUGUGAGACCGGUUUGCUUGACGAGAAAUACAAGUUUUCUGACUGAUGGCGCUCCGAUUGUACUUUAUGGAUUGGGAUUGAACGAAAACGACCAAAUCCCGACAAUUGUUCAAAAAGUUUUCGCAACCAAUGUGUUCUUGGGCGGUCCUAACGACACUUUGAUCUACGCAAACAGCACCAUCGGAUAUGUUAAAAAUGGUGAUGAUGGAAGUCCCUAUUUGACGAAAUUCAACGGUCGCUGGUAUCAAGUUGGCUUCCUCACAAACAUUUCCGCGCCUCCUUCGACUCUUUCCUCCGGUCCAAAGCUCGCUCCUUUAUGUGAUUGGAUAGCCGAGGAUCGUCUCAAAGUGAUUCUCUAUGAAAGGGACACGUUCACUGCUGACGAUAAACUCUUCACCGUUGACGAGUGCAAAGAUGGAUGCACUCUUUCCACUGACGACAACUCGGAUUUUUCUCCAAACUUGGAGUUUGCUUUCAAAUUCACUGGCAGUUGUGUGCAAAUGGAUUUCACUCGCUGCAUCGCCGUUGAGGACAUUUCGUCGAGAACUGAAAGAAAUAUUUUGAACAUCAACGCGACUUUCGAUAAAUAUUCGGCAAACGAUGCUUUUUAUGGAGACAAUUUGACCCCUUCCCCCCUACUAGGAUUCGGGCACGGGCUGUGGAUCGAGCUGCUCUUCGUUUUUUGUUGGAGGAACUCGUCAACAGACACCGAUCAUCUACCUCGGGGAUCGCUGGAUCGAGUCGACUUCGGACUUCUCCCCAGCCACUCGACUACAGGUACCCACCAAUUACCCAAAAAGGGAUUGAACCGAAUCACUUCGUUCUUGGAGAACUCUUCGACGAUCAACUAUAGGUCCCAUAGUCUUCAUCGAUCUACAUUGGUCUCUUCGUCGACCCUUCCGACAACCAGCAACAAAAUUAAUUCUUCACCGAUCAACUCGUCGACUCUUCUAACAACCAUCAACAGGUCCCAGUCUGCAUUGGUCAACUCGUCGACUCUUCCGACAACCAUCAACAGUGUCCAA
Messenger RNA from Mesorhabditis belari, 1212 nucleotides. NCBI's taxonomy places the organism in Eukaryota, Metazoa, Nematoda, Chromadorea, Rhabditida, Rhabditidae. The record is from the annotation of a GenBank genome assembly.